AUGCGACGCCGACUUCAACAGCUGGAGAACGAAAAGAGUGCCGUCACCAAGAAGGCUGUGAAGAGGGACAACGAUUUGCAUCCGGAGUCCCAGGAAUCCAGCGAGGACUACAUCCUGGACGAGCCCUACGAGACGCCCCUGGACAGAGAGAAUGACCAGGACUUCCAGCCCAUCACGAACCAGUUGACUGAGCACCAGCAACAGGUGCUGAAAGCUCAGGCGGAUGAGUGCCGGAGCGAAGCCUAUGGAGCAAUGGAGCAGUUCCCUGAUCCAGACUUCGACAUAUCUCUACUGGAGCUAUGCUGCCCACCAGACUCCCGGCUGGCUCAAACCUUUUUGGACCAUGGCAAACGAGCCCUACGUGUUGGUUUGCCUGCCAUCGACUUCGGCAAGAAAUCAGGACUUCAGGAAGUGCUGAAUAUGAUCGACAAAUGGAAGCCCAAGGUCCUAUGGAUCUCUUUGCCAUGCGGACCUUACCCACCCAUCCAGGAGAUCUUCAAUGAGAGCACGCCAGAGAUGCUUCAGAAGAGUCUGGAACGAAAGAAGAAGGCCAAGAAGUUGAUCUCACACGGUAUCACUGCGGCUCGACAUCAAGUGAACCGUGGAGGAGAAGUUGGAUGGGAGUGGCCUGUCAACAACCCAGGAUGGGAGCUUCCGUUAGUUCGCAAGUUUUGGCACGAACUUGAAAAUGCUGGCCCAGCAUUCAGCGCAAGAGUUGAUGGAUGUUCCUAUGGCAUGACCGGUCCCAAGAACAUGCCCUUGAAGAAGCCAUGGAAGAUUCGCACCACCUCACAGACAUUGGCGCGAGCUGUUCAUCGACUCUGUCCUGGACAUGAGUGCCAUGAAGAGUGCCUGGGAGGAAAAACGGCCCGUGACUCAGGUUUCUACCCUCAGAGCAUGUGCAAUGUCAUCUACAAGUCCGUGCAGGAGAUGAUGGCCUGUCGCCCGAACUAUGACGUCUUCCCCGCGGCGUAUCCGGUCUUUGACACCAAGGACAUGAUGGAGAUUGAAGAAAAGAAGAAACAUGUUCGACCUCUCACGGAGGAGGAGAAGAAGCAGGUGAGCAAGUUGGUCGACAGACUUCACCGCCGCACCGGACAUCCGUCCAAUGUGGCAUUGGCCGGCGUACUACGCCAUCGUGGUGCUCACCCGGAAGUCAUUCAGCUGGCUGCGCAAAAUCAAUGCAAUGAAUGUCAAGAGCUACGAUCAGCUCCCUUGCACGCCAUCGCUGCCAUCGAGAAGAGUGAGACUUUAUGGGAGACAGUGGUGAUCGACAACAUGGAGUUCACAGCUGACGGCGGGAUUCACCACUACAUGGUCCUUGUUGAUGAGGCCUCCCGCCUGAUGAAUGCAUAUCAUCUGUUCUCGCACGGCCCGGCCGAGAGCAGAAAUGCCACGGCAGAAGAAGUUACUGAUGCUUUGGGCAACUGGUGCCUCCACUAUGGCAUGCCUGCCAAAGUCCGCCUUGACCCAGAAGGAGCUUUCAGGUUAACCCUUUUGGGGCAGUGGGCCUCUGAGAGGGGCAUAGAGCUUGUGUUUUGUGCCGCCGAAGACCAUGGCCAGAUUGGAAUCGUCGAGCGAGCCAUCGCCACCUUGAAGAGCACGAUCAGGCAGAUCUUGCAGGGUGGCGACUACACCGUGAAACAAGCCGUGGUUUCAGCAUGCUGCACUCAUAACACCCUGGAACGAGUGGAAGGAUACUCACCCUUCCAAUGGGCUUUUGGCAGACAGCCAACCCUCACUGGCAGGAUGCACGAAAAGGGCUACGAUGAUCCAUGGUGGACGUCAUCGGCAGUUCCUGGAUCCAGCGUGAUGCAGAACCUCCGUCUCAGAGUGAAAGCACAGCAAUCAUUUCUCCAGGCUCAGUCUCACGAGUUGAUCUCCCGGGCUGCCAACUCCAAGACGAGAGAGAAGACGAUUGCAGAGGGCAUGAAUGCGCCUACGGCUGUGUGGACAUUCCACACCCUAGCCAAGGACAUCCUGAAGGGAGAGUACGAGAUCUUGGAUGACCACAUGUUCCCCGAGGAUGUCACGGCCACCAGGUCUUCCGAACCCGACAACACCGUCGACUACCCGACGAAGUUCUUCUGCUAUGAGCCGGAUGCCAUGGCGUCUCGUGCGGCCGGAAGGCCGAUGCAUGAGCUCUUCGAACAGCCUUUGUUCAAGAGACAGCGGAAGCAACUGGCAGCGACCUCGGACGAUGAGCUGCUGGCCACAUCGUUCUUUGCUGCUGAUGGCGAAUUGCAUGUUGGCAAUAUGGCCUGCUGCAUCGAGCUGCCGGUGCCCCAAAGCUCAUCAGAGCUUCGUCGCAUGAAGCGGGACCCAGAGACCUACUUCGUGCGCAAGGUGAAAGGAGCUGAAGUGAAAUGGCAUUCUUGGCGCCUUGCAAUGGAGGACUCCCAGAGUGAGAUCAGCUGUGCCACGGUAGCCACCUUGAAGGCAAGAAGUUCCUUGGCGGCAGAGGCGCAAGCCUUAGCGGAAUGCGACCAGGAGUUGAUGUUUUGUCGCCUGGCUUUCAUGGAGCUACGUGGAAAACAAUAG
This is a messenger RNA of Durusdinium trenchii, 2541 nucleotides long. NCBI's taxonomy places the organism in Eukaryota, Dinophyceae, Suessiales, Symbiodiniaceae. The record is from the annotation of a GenBank genome assembly.